CUUCCUUUUCAAAAAAGAAAAUAAUGGAAAAUCUUGAAGAAUGGAAAUAUAGUUUCCAUAAAGAAACUGAUAGAAGAAGAAAGGGCCGAGGAAAGCAGAAUGAACAAAGAUCCAAAAAAGGAAUUAAAAUUUCUCAGACAGAUUACAUAAACAAUUUUCCUAAUAAGAACUCAUCUUCUUUCAUUAUAAAUCAAAAUCCCCAAUUUCUUCUUGUUCAUCCGUUCCUAAUUCCUAAAAUUCCCAAUAAUGUCUUCUCUCCAAACCGCUUCCACCUUCCGCUUCAGUCUCCGCCGCCAUGACGACAGCGACGAUCAAUCUCUCCUAAUCCGAUUGGGCUUUAUGCACCGUCAGCUCUCCCGAUCGCCGUCCGCCGGACUUCCGUACGAAAUCCUCCAUGAAUCUAACUCGAUUCCAAUGCGGAUUAAUAUGUUCCCUCUCCCAUUGCGAGACCUCGAAGAUCCGUUGCUCUGCCGUGUUUACGUCCUUCGAUUGCUUUCCUACCUGGACCUCAACGCCGUAGCUUGCGAUAUAAUCGCUCACGAUAUCACGUCUUUCAUCUGUGAAGUGUUGGCCGCCGGGAACUUCGAGGUUAAGUUCCGCAUCGUGGCGGACAUCGAUCACAUCCGAAUGUUCUGGAGGGAGCAGAUCGGUGAAAGUAGGCGCGGUGUUGUGGCAGAGGAGACGGUGAUUCUGGAAGAAGCUCCGACGAGGAGAACGGCGGCCAAGACGGCGAUUGAGAGGUUGAAGAGGGAGAAAUUCGAUGGGUUUAGAGGAGAAGAAUUGGGAGAUUGUUGUGUUUGUUGUGAAGAAUUGAAGGAAGGGAAGAAGGAGGUGAGUAGAAUUGGGUGCGGUCAUGUCUAUCAUAAGUCAUGUAUUCUCACUUGGGCUCAAAAUAAUGAUUCUUGUCCUUUGUGCAGAAGGAAAAUAGAAUAAGAAAUUUAAGAUUUUUUUAAAAAAAAGUUAAUUCUUU
Benincasa hispida (wax gourd) is the source of this 970-nucleotide messenger RNA. Lineage: Eukaryota; Viridiplantae; Streptophyta; Magnoliopsida; Cucurbitales; Cucurbitaceae. The record is from RefSeq and is a predicted model, not a curated record.